Molecule: messenger RNA, 1483 nt
Organism: Didymodactylos carnosus
Lineage: Eukaryota; Metazoa; Rotifera; Eurotatoria; Philodinida; Philodinidae
Source: the annotation of a GenBank genome assembly
AUAAAAUUUUUUCAAAAAAAAUCUGAAUCGGCCAUUUUGUUCAGAAUUCGACGCUGAUUCCAAAUAUGUGACUUUCAAUCGGAAAUUUUUUGAAACGAAAAACCGACUUAUCGAUACUACUCCUUUAUAAAACUUGCAUAUUAACUAAAUUAGGUUAUGCAUGUGCUUUAUUUGACAAUAACUUCGCUAAUUUGGAGAGUAUUAAGAGUACGCCUAUUGAGUACGCCUAUUGAGAGUAUUAACAGAAGAACUUAUUCAACAUAAGCACUAACGAGGGAACAUAUUUGACAGACCCCCGUAGAAAAUAGAUGAGACCUAGCCUAUCUUGUAGAGAAUUUUACGCUGAUCAUGAAACGUAUAGUUUAACUGUCCUCGUUAUGGUCUCGAUGCGAGAGAGAACAUGAUUUAGUUUGCCUAAGGUACCGGUAAUUCAAAAUUACAGCAAGAAUUGUUUUCCGCUUUUUUUGGCAUGAUUGGAUAGAGCUCAUGGAGUUGCAUCGGAAAAAUACAAUCCCAUAUUUUAAGAAGUCAUUCUACGGUGAAUUUUUGGUGAAAAUAGCCAUUUUUUGAAAAUAAGCAAAAACCGUAAAAUUUUCAAAAAUAAGGAAACUUUUAAAACUUAUUAUUUUUCUAAAAUUCGGAACCUAGUGUUUUCUGAUCCUCCAUCGAGAACUGGGUAUAAAAAGCUGAAGUUAAAAAUUUUCAAGUUGAAACUGACUGUCCAAAUCAAAAUGCUUUAGAAAUCUGUUUAACAACUUUACCAGUCGAUCAUCAAUGUCGAGGAAUAAUCUAUAAUAACAUAGGAAAAUAUUACGCUAAUAUUGGCGAUUAUUUGAAUGCCCUCGUUUAUUACAGGAAAGGACUUCAAGUUAGAGUACAUUUAUCAGCUAAACAUGAGGAUGUAUCUCAAUCAUAUCACAAUUUAGGUGUAGUUUAUUUUAAACAAGACGAAACUCAAUUAGCAUUAAAAUAUCUCACAGAAACUCUUGUGCUUCGUGUACAAAAUGCAUCUCUGAAUCAUCAUUUAAUAACUGAAACAUGUCAGAGAAUCGGAAAGAUUCUUCACUCAGACGGUGAUUACGAAAAACCAUUGGAAAAUUUUCAAAAAACGAUAAAACUCAAAUUGAUAUCACCACAAACAGCAUACAGUCAAAAUGACGUUACAACACUUUUAAAUUUUCUCGAAGAAGAAACACGACUUGCCCCGGGUGAACCGUUACCGCCGUUACUCUGGCAACGUGGUAAUCAUACGGCCGAUCGCAUAAUACAAGCUCAUCAAGAUAUAUGUAUUGAAUGGGGUGUAUUAGAUAAAAUCAGUACGUUAAAAUCAUUUGAAACAGCUACACGUCAAUUAGCACUAGCAUCUUUACCAACGAUUUCCAAAGUAUUACCAGUUGUUACUGGUUUAUUCACCAGUUUAGAACCAUUAUCAUUUGACCCGCAAACUGUUCAAAAAUUAAAAGAUGCAUUGAGAAGUGCUUAA